CACAAUAAUCAACUCAAGCAAAGUUCCAGACAUCCAUGGAAGAAGCAAAAGCAUCUCUAAUCAAACGAAACCGAUUCUCCAGAACCGCAUCCCACACCCACGACGAGCUCCACAGCUUCCGAACAUGGCUCCAAUGGAUGUGCGUUGACCAGUCAAACAUCUACACAGCAACUCUAUCAUGGUUGAUCUUCAUCAUCUUCACGUUCAUCGUGCCCAGCUUGUCCCAUUUCUAUUUGGCGUGCAGCGAUUGCGAUAACCGGCACGCGAGACCGUACGACACGCUGGUGCAGCUGUCGCUGAGCAGUGUGGCGACGUUGUCGUUCGUUUCGUUAUCGCAGUUUGUGAGGGUUUAUGGGUUGAGGAGGUUUUUGUUCUUUGAUAAGCUUUGUGAUGAAAGUGAGAUUGUCAGGAAGGGGUAUACGGAUCAACUUAAUAGAUCACUCAAAAUCCUCUCCAUCUUCGUCCUCCCCUGUUUCGCUGCCGAAAGCGCGUACAAAAUCUGGUGGUACACGUCAGGCGCCACAGCCAUUCCCUUCUUGGGCAACGUUAUCGUAAGCGACACAUUCGCAUGUGUCCUGGAACUCUGCUCAUGGCUCUACAGAACCGUCGUGUUUUUCCUCGUCUGUGUCCUCUUUCGCCUCAUUUGUUGCCUCCAAAUCCUCCGUCUACAAGAUUUCGCUCAGGUCUUCCAAGUUGACUCCGAUGUCGAGUCUGUAUUGAGGGAGCAUCUCAGGAUCAGAAGGCAUUUGAAGAUUAUUAGUCAUCGUUACCGUGUGUUCAUAUUGUUGGCCCUUAUUCUAGUCACGGUCAGUCAGCUUGCGUCGCUUCUUAAUACCACCCGCAGCUCUGCAGAACUCAGCAUUUUCAAAUCCGGUGAACUUGCAUUGGUUUCUGUAAGUCUGCUUGCGGGCUUAAUGAUACUGCUGAGAAGUGCGACAAGGAUCACCCACAAGGCGCAAGGCGUGACGUGCCUGGCUGCCAAGUGGCACGUAUGUGCAACAAUAGAUGCUUUUGAGCCACUCGAAGCGGAUACCGAGACUCCAACAGUCGGUGUCGUUGGCGAUCCGGUGUUCCAUGAAGCUUCAUCUUCCGACUACGAUGAUGUCGGCAGUGAAGAAGAUGAGUUGGAUAAUUGUAAACUUAUCCCGGCAUAUGCUUAUAGCACCAUCUCUUUCCAGAAAAGGCAAGCCUUAGUGACGUAUUUUGAAAACAAUAGAGCUGGGAUAACCGUAUUCGGGUUUAUGCUGGAUAGAACUUCAAUACACACUAUAGUGACAAUAGAGAUGUCACUGGUCUUGUGGUUGCUUGGAAAAACCAUUGGUAUUUCAUGAGAAAAUAGCUUUAAAACCAAGAAAAUCAGCAUAAUAAUUGCAGAAGAAAGAAUGCAACCAUUUGGUUCCUUUCACGGGUUAGUUAACGCCAAUGGCUGUCUACAACGACAUAAACAUUGUUGGAUGAGAAUGUGUAUCGAGGGGUUGAAACGAAGUCUGAACGGGUUGGUUUUUUUUUUUUUUUACAAAUCAUUUGUUCGUUUAUUGUUUUUGGUUGUGCUGAUUGUUUGUUGAUUAAACUCGAUUGUAACAUAUUACAUAUCAUGUGUAGUUACUGAUAUUUAUGUCAUGUGUGAUUGUUCAAUUGAUAGUCA
Helianthus annuus (common sunflower) is the source of this 1645-nucleotide messenger RNA. RefSeq lists its product as uncharacterized. The transcript has 4 exons. Lineage: Eukaryota; Viridiplantae; Streptophyta; Magnoliopsida; Asterales; Asteraceae. The record is from RefSeq and is a predicted model, not a curated record. The coding region runs from base 36 to 1331 and encodes 431 amino acids.